GUCAUUCACUUCAGCGUGCCUGACCAGUGUGAUAACAUCAUGUUGACCCCACCGAAGGAGGGGAUGCCCAGUAUGAUCGACCGGGCGCUGAGGAUGAGGAGGGAGGAGCAGGCUCGACAGGUGGUCCUCGCCUGGGCUGUCCUCAAUAUGUCCCUGGCUGGCAUGAUUUACACUGAAAUGUCAGGGAAAUUGCUGAGCCGAUACUACAACAUCACCUACUGGCCUAUCUGGUACAUCGAACUGGUGCUAGCUUCUCUCUUUAGCCUCAAUGCUCUUUUUGACUUCUGGAAGUAUUUCAAGUACACUAUGGCUCCCUCCACUAUUGCUGUAUCCCCCGAGCAGCAUCAUCUACUGGGUCUGAGAAACACAAGUAUUCAGGCCUCUCCGCCCCAGAAACCAGAAAAGAAAGAAACCCCAGCUCCAGCCCAGUCGUCUCCACUGCAGGGUCAGAGCGUGCUGAGCUUUAGUCCUUCUCGGGCGGCCACAACCAGCCCCAAAUUCUCCCCCAGCUGUGUGCAAGGUUACAGCCCUCCUCUGAGUAACCCGUCCACCCCGAGCAGUGCAGGAGGCCCCUUUUCCCCCUCAGUAGCCUUUGGAAAGGUCUUGAACUACAGCCCUUCCUCCGGCUCUUCUCCUUAUCCGAACACCAUCGGGUCAGCAGAAGGCACCAGCUUGAGAGCUCGAUAUCGCACAUCUCCAUCGGUGUUUAACUCCCCUGGAAGCAAGGAGGACUACAUGGAGGAUCUGAAAAGUCUGGAGAGGUUCUUGCGCACAGAGGAGGAGAGGAGUCACCGAAGCCAGUUAGGCAGUCCAGAGUCUGUGUCUCCGAGCCACAGUCCAACAUUUUGGAACUACAACCGUUCAGUAGGAGAUUACGCACAAAGCCUGAGGAAAUUCCUGUACCAGCCUGCAUGUCGCUCUCAGGCACCAUCUGCCCACAAGGAUGAGACAGAUCUGGGAUCCAAACAGGCUGCAGAGGAGGUUUGGGCCAGAAUUACAACCAGUCGCCCGGUCGUGGAUCGCAUCGAUAGCUGGACGGCCAAACUUAGAAAUUGGAUCAGUGACACCAUCUUGGUCCCGUUGGUCAAAGAAAUAGAUUCUGUGAACAGCCAGCUCAGGAGGAUGGGCUGCCCAGAGCUCCAGAUAGGAGAGGCCAGCAUAAGCAGUCUGAAGCAGGCAGCAGUGAUGAAAGCCUCGUCAAUCCCCACGUUGAACUCUAUCGUUCAAUACUUGGACGUCACACCCAAUCAGGAGUAUCUAGUGGACCGGAUAAAGGAGCUGGCUCAUAGUGGCUGCAUGAGCUCCUUUCGAUGGAACGGUGGUGGUGACCUGAAGAACAGAAAGUGGGAUACUGACCUCCCUACUGACUGUGCUAUCCUCAUGCAUGUGUUUUGCACAUACUUGGACACCAGGCUGCCGCCGCACCCCAAGUACCCAGAUGGGAAAACUUUCACUUCACAGCACUUCAGCCACACACCAGACAAACCUGAUGUAACCAAGGAGAACCUCUUCUGCAUCCACCAAAGCAGCACGACUCCCCCUCACUACCAGCUCAUAUACCAAGGACACAUCUACAGUCUUCCCAAGGGCAGAAACAACCUGUUCCACACUGUCCUCAUGUUCCUUUAUGUCAUUAAGACCAAGGAAUCAGGGAUGCUGGGGAGAGUAAAUCUGGGCCUCUCUGGUGUGAAUAUCUUGUGGAUAUUCGAAGACUGAUGCACGGCCUUUUACAGGAAACGAGCAGGUGCAAGUGGAUUUUUUUUCCACCCCGCAAUGCUGCAAGGCUAUGCUGGUUGGAACAUCAUAUCAACCUAAAGACUGCUUUUUUUAGGUGCACAUGGAAAACAGCACUUCACCUUGAAGUGAUAAUAAAUGCGUGUAUUUGGGCAUGUUCUCAAUUUUACUGUACAAAUUGGCAACCUGCUGCAUUAUUAUUCACCUUUUAGGAACUCGUUUCUUUUACACCACAGAGGGCUUACGACGCAACAAAGAGCUGUAUUUUUUAAACACGAUUUGAUUUUCUGAUUUUUAUAUUUUUGAGAAUGUACCAGCAUGGCAGCCUUGUAAAUAAUAUACCUCAGAUUUGUCUGGCGGAUGGCGAAAGGGCUCUGAACCCAUUAGCUUGAAUGUAAAUACAGUGUGUGUGAGGACUUAACCAUGUGUUUUGUUUUGGCAUCAGCAACCUUUUGCUACUAGCUUGUUGCGACUUCUUCCCUGUUCUUUUGUAGUAAUAAAUCUUUCCAGUAAUAGCGAUGCUCCUGGCAUGUGCUUGAAUUAAAAAACAGACCUGUGCAAAUUGCUGCAGUGCUGAAAUAUGGUAUUAAAGUAUUCUGUAGUUGCUAAUUGUACCUGUUUAUGAGGCUGUAAUGUCACACAUGUACAAUAGUGAUGAUAUGACAGGUGAUGUGCGAUUUGGAGAAAAAAGGAAAAGCCUUUGAGUCACCAAUGUCAUUCUUUUUUUUUUUGUAAACAUGCUGUUUUUUACUAAGAAGCACUGAAUGCCAUUCAUCCUGACUUCCUGUGUCUGCCGUUGGUUACAUUUGACAUGUGUGCUCGUUUUCAAUGAUGCAUUUUACAGAAGUUAUGAGAUGUGAAAAUUAAAUUGAGAUAUUAAAAAGAGAACUGCAGAAGUUUGA
Stegastes partitus (bicolor damselfish) is the source of this 2636-nucleotide messenger RNA. It is a transcript of the gene tmem209, whose product is annotated as transmembrane protein 209. The transcript is spliced from 15 exons. The record is from RefSeq and is a predicted model, not a curated record. The coding region runs from base 40 to 1716 and encodes 558 amino acids. NCBI's taxonomy places the organism in Eukaryota, Metazoa, Chordata, Actinopteri, Pomacentridae. Gene Ontology annotation, cellular component: membrane.